Molecule: messenger RNA, 507 nt
Organism: Peronospora matthiolae
Lineage: Eukaryota; Oomycota; Peronosporomycetes; Peronosporales; Peronosporaceae
Source: the annotation of a GenBank genome assembly
AUGAAGUUGUGGGUCGCUAGAGGACCAGAUUGGGUCCCCACUGUGAUCUCGGGGUUGGGUAAGACGAAAUACCUGCAGAUGAUCAACAUUGGCGACCGUGAGAUCAUACUGCCCACCCACACGAUAUUAGGCUUGUGGACCGAAGGCGAUAUGGUACCACGAACUCAAGGUUUUGUGACGGUCGAAUUGGGGAAGUACAAGGAGUGGCAAACUCUGGCGUAUGAAGCUACGACGGAUCGAGUGAAUGAACUCCCAAAAGAGCAGAUCGGACGAUUGGUAGAUCGCUCUACCUACGUCACUCCCAAAUGCAUCAUGAAGCGUCCGUCUGAUGUGUUAAGGGACAUACCUCCAGCGAUCUCCAUGGUAACGCAGCAAGCUGGCGACGACGACUUGCAAAAGGCAGAUACUGUGGUUGCAAGAGAAGGAACGGUCAACGGAGUCGGAUCGAAUCCACUCGAUGAAACAAAUCUAUCGUCGAAGGAUAAAGAUCGUGAGAUCGAAACCUAG